AUGGUCAAAGUGUCCUUCAACUCAGCCCUGGGGCAGAAAGAGCCGAAGAAAGACGAGAACAGCGAAGCGCUCAUCAUCACCGACAAGGAUCCAGAGGAUGUAAUUGUUCCACUUAGACGUCAAUCAAGAGUCUGGUGCUGGUGCAUGUGCCUUGGACUUGCACUCAUGCUGUCUGGUGUGGUGGUUGGUGGUGCAUAUCUCUACAGAUACUUCAUUCUGCAGGAAGGUGACGUUUUCUUCUGUGGCCUCACAUACCGUGAUACUGAAGACUACAGGUUCCUUGUUCCGGAGAUUGAUAGUGUUACUCAAGCCCCUCAGUACCACACAAUAAAUGCGAACUUUCAGAUUCUGCGAAAUGAAGAAGUUGAGCUCAUCAAUGUUCCUGUACCAGAGUUUGGUGACAGUGAUCCAGCUAAUAUUGUUCAUGAUUUCCAAAGGCUUCUGACAGCUUACCUUGAUCUCAGUUUGAACAAAUGUUAUGUCAUUCCAUUAAAUACAUCUAUUGUCAUGCCACCACGCAACCUAUUUGAAAUACUGAUCAACAUCAAGACUGGCACCUACUUGCCCCAGUCUUACUUGGUCCGUGAAGAGCUGGUGGUUACUGACCGUAUUAAGGAUGUGAAUCAACUCGGUUUCUUCAUCUCUCGUCUUUGCCGUAGUAAGGAGACCUUCAGGCUUCAGCGCAGAAACAUCAGUAAUGGAAUCCAAAAGAGAUCAGUGAAGAAAUGCAACAAAAUCAUCCAUUUUGCAAACAACUUUGCUGUUGAAACGCUUAUCUGCGAAUAAUGAACUACGUGUUGUGCUCACAAAUGUACCUUUUUUGCUUUUUCUGGUGUGCAAUGCAGUUAUCAUUUUUGUAAGUGUUGUAAAAGGGGUUCAUUUUGUACAACUAAUUUUUUCUUCUCAGUUUAACAAUGCAAAACGCAAGCAGGAACUUAGAGUGAUUAGUUUAUGAUUAAAUGCAACAAUAGAAGAUUUUUAGUGGGCUGUAUAAUGGACUGGAAUUUAAUUAACUUUUUUCUCCCCUUUCGUGGGGUGAAACCUGGGUUUUUCCUGUUUUUUGUCCAAUGUAUUUGCUGUAUUAAUUUGUCUACUGAUGUGGGAGGGAGGGGGGAGAAAGGGGGGGG
Molecule: messenger RNA, 1127 nt
Organism: Callorhinchus milii (elephant shark)
Lineage: Eukaryota; Metazoa; Chordata; Chondrichthyes; Chimaeriformes; Callorhinchidae
Product: integral membrane protein 2B
Biological process (GO): negative regulation of amyloid precursor protein biosynthetic process
Cellular component (GO): Golgi apparatus; plasma membrane; extracellular exosome
Molecular function (GO): amyloid-beta binding
Source: RefSeq, a predicted model, not a curated record